Molecule: messenger RNA, 3144 nt
Organism: Rana temporaria (common frog)
Lineage: Eukaryota; Metazoa; Chordata; Amphibia; Anura; Ranidae
Gene: LRSAM1
Product: leucine rich repeat and sterile alpha motif containing 1
Exons: 26
Coding region: 254-2425 (723 amino acids)
Molecular function (GO): protein binding
Source: RefSeq, a predicted model, not a curated record
ACAUGACUGGAAAGGACCCGGAAGCGCCUGCAGUCCAUGGCUGAAGCAGUGAAUCUGCAGGCAGAAGGAGAACAGUGAGGGGCCCCUGAGAGUCCCUGUGGCCCCCAGCAGACUGUUAUGAUCAGCGCUGAUCAAUGUAUAACAAUGUUUGUGGAUCUGUCCAUUAACAGGCAAAUGUGAUUGCCAUCCCAACUGUGUUGCUCAUCACAAUAGUGCAAUCCCCGUUGUCUAGGCGAGGAUCGAGGUGCCAAAUAUGAUGCCGCUUUUCUUCAAGAAACAAAAGCAGAGCGGGGAGGCCAGGAAACGCCUGGAGUAUCAGAUGUGCCUGGCCAAGGAGGCUGGAGCAGAUGACAUCUUGGACAUCUCAAAAUGUGAAUUAUCAGAGAUCCCUGAUGCUGCCUUCUCUAUGUGCCGAGUCCUUCAGAAGAAGGUUUUGAUUCUUCACAGCAACUUCUUAACUCAUUUAGUGCCCAAGUCAUGCCAACUGCUUGAUCUAGCAACCCUUAAGGUUCUUGACCUCCAUGACAACCAGAUUUCAUCUCUUCCUGCUGACAUUGGUCAGCUUACAUCUUUACGGGUGCUGAACAUAGAACGCAAUGCCUUAAGGACACUCCCUGACUCCAUUGGGGACCUCGUCCAGCUUCAAACCCUCAAUGUGAAAGCAAAUAAACUGAAGGUUCUUCCACCAACAAUAGGUGGGCUAUGCUGCCUCCGCACUUUAGACAUCAGGGAAAACAGAAUCAAUGAGCUGCCUCUAGCUCUGGCCAAUGUCCGCACCUUAGAGACCAUAUCUUUGGAUGCGGCAGCCAUGGUGUUUCCUCCAAUGUCGGUGUGCAGUGAAGGGACAGAAGCUAUUCAGCAAUUCCUGUGCAAGGAGCUUGGAAUUGUGUACUGCCCCCCAUCGCAGUACCUGCUUUCUGUUUUGGAGAAUAAUGUUUGUGAUGGAGGAUCAGAUUCCGUAGAUGGUGCUUUUUUGAAGUCCUUGAAGGAAGAGUCCGAAUGGCAGAACAAGUUUUCCGAAUACGAGAAGAGAAAGGAACAAAAAAUGCUGGAAAAGCUAGACUUUGAACGUCGCUUGGAAUUGGGCCAGAGAGAGCAUGCUCAGCUUCUCUUGCAGAGCAAUUCUCAUAAGGAUGAGAUCUUACAGACAGUCAAAGAGGAGCAAUCCAAGUUAGAGAAGGGGCUCAAUGAACAUCACCGCCAGAUGCAGAGUGACCGUCUGAGGCUACAGGAUCAGCUAAAGCAUAUGGAGAAGGGAACAUCACACCGUAUAGCAUACUUGCUAGAAAAAAACCGCAGACAGAAGCAAAGCUCUGCCAUUCUGAAGUCUCUGGAAGAUGAAAGGAUAAAAAUGGAGCAGCUUAUGGCCAUCACGCAGGAAGAGGCAGAAAACCUUAGACGGAAAGAAGUUGCUGCGGCAAUGCAGAAAAUGCUGGCGGAAAGUUACAAGAACAAGCUCUUGCAAAUGGCUUUUGAAGCAAGGCGUCAGGAGAUGGUUUACCAGACAUGCUCCAGCCUGGCAGGAAUGGAUCGCAAACUUCAGGAAAUCCAGUCAUGGCAGCAGCUGGAUCAGAGUAAGGUCAUCAGCCAGAUCCUUCAGGAGUCAGAAAUACAGAAAGUGGCCUUUGAGGCCUUGCAGCUGAAGAAAGAUUUAAUGCAUCGGCAGAUACGAGAACAGAUAUUAUUAAUAGAGGCUGAGUUAUUGCAUCUGACUCAGCUGGAGGUAAAGAGGCAAGACCUGGACACAGAGGCACUUCAGGAGGUCAUCUCGGAGCAGCGGAGAACCUUAAGUGAACUCCUGCAGCAGUUGCUGAAGGACAAGAAACAGAGGGAAGAAGAGUUGUUGGCCGUGCUGCUGGAGAUGGAUGCAAAGAGUGAAGCCAAGCAAGAGAACUAUUGGUUGAUUCAAUAUCAGCGGUUAUUGAACCAGAAGCCUCUGUCCCUCAGGCUCCAGGAGGAAGGACUUGAAGAGGAACUGGUGAAUCUUCUGAGAGACCUUUCUGCAGAGAAGUAUCUUCCUAUAUUUGCUCAUCAUCGUUUCUCCUUGGAAAUGUUAGAGAAGAUGGUUCCUGCUGGCCUUAAGAAGAUUGGAGUGGAAGAAGUUGGCCUGCAGAUAUCCAUCAUUGAACGAGCCAAGGAGAUUUGCAGACACAGAAAGGCUUCAAUGGACAAACUGACACCUAGUUGGCCGGAGCCCAGCAGUCCAGCAGCUAGUGAUCUGAGUCCAACAGCGCCCCCUGACCUCUUACCUGAUGUGGCCAACAGCAACUCGGAGUGUGUGGUCUGCAUGGAGAGAGAGGCCCAGUCAAUAUUCAUUCCCUGUGGUCAUGUUUGUUGCUGCACCAACUGUGGGGAUGCCCUCCAUGCCUGUCCACUCUGCCGAGGAGUUAUUGCCCAGCGCAUCAGGAUCUACCACAGCACCUAAGAGAAGCCUCCAGAGGGUGAGGAAGCGAUGACUGCUGCAUAUGAAAGCCAUGAAGGAGCAAGACUGGGAAAAUUGAAGCUGCUGAGUAUUUAUCUGUAAUAUUUCCUGCUUACUCUGUGAAUUAUAUACGCUAUAGACCAGUACUGUGUACAACCAUCAGUCCAUUCAUAAUAUGUCCGUUAGUUUUUACUCUAUGCUUACCUCAGUGGAGGUCUGCUGUAUCACAACACUGUGUGCGUCCACAUUCAUUGCACUUAUGCUGUGCUGAGUCUUUUGUGUGUCAAGACUCCUGAAUGUGAUAUUUUAGUUUCUGGUGCAGCUUGAUGGACCGAGGCAGCCCCUGGCUUUUUAUAUAGUCCUGGACACCCCAUCAGUGAGAGCUCCCCAACAAAAUUCCCAACUCUGUUCCUGUCCACUUGUUCUUACCCACCUUUGUGUGCUCCAGUGCCUCCUGUUACAUUUUCUGUAAUGUAAUAAAAAUAAGAAUCCAGCAGGGAUGGUGGGAGACCCUUAGAGUGGGCAUAAAGUCUGUGGACCUGGAAACUCAGCAUAGCUAUCUCACCAACAGAGGCAGAUGCAAGAAAUUGUCCGGUGGUAACACCCCAUCUAACACAGGGGUAGGCAACCUUGGUUUUAUAAUUGUAGUUUCACCACAGCUGGGGUGCCGAGGUUGCCUACCCCUGAUCUGGCAUCUACAUUAUUAAAGGAAACCCAAUGUA